AGGAAGGCUGGAGCCUGCCCCGUUUCCUGGCAGCUCGGAUUUUCCGGCUCAGGAGGCAGAAGAGGAGGCUGGUGGCACUUUGUGGGAAGGGUCGGAGCGGUCGCAGGCUGCGAGGGUUGCCCGGCCUGCGGGAGCGCAGCUGCUCGGCAGAGCUCUGCUCCCCGGCCCCAGAGACGCCGCUGCAGCGCCCGGGGAGCGAGGGGCUGCUGAGCUCUCCGUGCCGAGAACCCCAGGCCAUCCUCGCUGUGCUGGCCUCGCUCAUCAUCACGGCCAACGUGCUGGUGGCCAUCGCUCUCCUCCGCCUCAUCCAUAAGAGCGGCUCCAAGGGGCUCUGCUUCGUCCUUAAUCUCGCCGUUGCGGAUGCCAUGGUUGGCUUCACGGUCAUGGGUCUGGUCAUGGAUGAAUUUUCCCAGCCCUUCUGCCCUCCCCAGAUCUUCUGCGUCCUGAGAAUGGCUUUCGUGACCUCCUCUUCCGCUGCCUCUAUCCUGUCCCUGAUCCUGGUUGCCUGCGACAGGCACCUGGCAAUCAGGAAGCCUUUCCACUAUCUCCAGAUGGUGACGGGCCUGCGGGUGGGGACGCGCGUGGUGGGGGUCUGGCUGGUCGCUGCCAUCAUCGGCUUCCUCCCAGUCCUCAGCCCGGCCUUUCAGAUGGUCUCCCACCGCGAGAAGUGCUCCUUCUUCAGCGUCUUCCAGCCCGCCUACAUGCUCACCGUCUUCUGCGUCGGCUUCUUCCCCAAGCUCUUCCUCUUCGUUUACCUCUACUGCGACAUGUUGAAAAUCGCCUCCGCGCACGUGCAGCACAUCCGGGAAGUGGAGCACGCAGGGCUGGCGGGGGGCUGCCCCCCAUCCCGCACCAUCAGCGACGUCAAGGCCAUGCGCACCGUCGCCGUGCUCGUCGGGUGCUUCGCGCUCUCCUGGCUGCCGUUCUUCAUCGCCAGCAUCGUGCAAACGGCCUGUCCUGGCUGCUUCCCCUACAAAGUCAUCGAGAACUACCUCUGGCUGCUGGGACUCUGCAACUCCCUCCUGAACCCCCUGCUCUACUCCUUCUGGCAGAAGGAUGUGCGGCUGCAGCUCUCCCAGCUGGCUGCCGGUGUGAAGAGGAGAGUCCUCCUCCGCCUGGGGAAUGGCCACCGUGGCCCUGGCAGAGGCGCCGAGUCUCUCCCCACGGUGUCCUGCCUGCGGCUCCGGGACUGA
Messenger RNA from Eurypyga helias (sunbittern), 1193 nucleotides. RefSeq names its product G protein-coupled receptor 119 (gene GPR119). The record is from RefSeq and is a predicted model, not a curated record. Lineage: Eukaryota; Metazoa; Chordata; Aves; Eurypygiformes; Eurypygidae. Gene Ontology annotation, cellular component: membrane. Gene Ontology annotation, biological process: adenylate cyclase-activating G protein-coupled receptor signaling pathway; regulation of metabolic process. The annotation marks the transcript as partial. Gene Ontology annotation, molecular function: phosphatidylcholine binding; G protein-coupled receptor activity. The transcript is spliced from 4 exons.